Molecule: messenger RNA, 821 nt
Organism: Helianthus annuus (common sunflower)
Lineage: Eukaryota; Viridiplantae; Streptophyta; Magnoliopsida; Asterales; Asteraceae
Product: calmodulin
Exons: 4
Coding region: 77-526 (149 amino acids)
Molecular function (GO): enzyme regulator activity; calcium ion binding
Source: RefSeq, a predicted model, not a curated record
AUAACUUCCUUAUAAACACCUCUUAUUUCUCUCUUCAAAUAGUAUAUAGUAACAACAUAGUUACAAGUUGUUGAAGAUGGCCGAAAGACUAACAGAGGAUCAGAUUAGCGAGUUUCGUCAAGCAUUUUCAAUGAUCGAUAAGGAUUCUGAUGGGUUAAUUAGCACGGAUGAUCUCAUAGGCGUGAUUCAAACAUUGAACGAACAUGCUACUAAUGAAGAGGUCCAAGAAAUGAUGCAUGAAGUUGAUGCAAAUGAAGAAGGCACUAUUGAUUUCCAUGAGUUUCUUAGUAUCAUGUCUAAAAGAAUGAAAGAUGACGUGAGCGAUGAGUUAAAGGAAGCUUUCAAAGUAUUCGAUAGAGAUCAAGAUGGUUACAUUUCACCGGAAGAGUUGAGGAAUGUGAUGAUUAACUUGGGUGAGAGAUUAAAAGACGAAGAGUUGGAACAGAUGAUACGCGAAGCUGAUCUUGAUGGAGACGGGGUUAUUAGCUACGAGGAGUUCGUUAGGGUCAUGGUUAAUGCUUCAUGAAGAAGUAAACAUCACCAUUACGUUUUUAUCAAUGGCGUUUUGGUAUACCGGUAAAAAUAAAAUAAAAUAAAAUCUAACUUAAUAUUUACAAAACAUUCCUUUUGUGUAUCUUUUUUUUUUUUUUAAUUUUUUUAUCAUCAAUCUCCGAUGGUGUGUUGUAUUCUUCUAUUAUGGUAAACGAGAAGGGGUUUUUUUUUGUGGGAUCAUGUCUAUCCCGAUCAUAAGUUUCAAAAGAUAUGAUGUAGGAAAUCAAAGUUAAACAUGAAUAAACAUCUAUGAAUAUAUUUUUACUUUA